Messenger RNA from Neopelma chrysocephalum (saffron-crested tyrant-manakin), 2105 nucleotides. Its product is annotated as acid-sensing ion channel 1C-like. Bases 416 to 2098 code for a protein of 560 amino acids. NCBI's taxonomy places the organism in Eukaryota, Metazoa, Chordata, Aves, Passeriformes, Pipridae. Gene Ontology annotation, cellular component: membrane. Gene Ontology annotation, biological process: sodium ion transmembrane transport. The transcript has 10 exons. The record is from RefSeq and is a predicted model, not a curated record.
GGGGCCAGGGCCGGGCUGGGGCUGGAACCGGGACCGGGGCUGGGGCUGAGAUCGGGGCUGCGCCGCGGCGGGAGCAGAGCCGGGGCUGGGACCGGAUCCGGGACCGGGAUCGGGAUCGGGACUGGCGCUGGAACCAGGACCGGAUCCGAGACCGGAGCUGGAACCGGGACCUGGGCUGGGGUUGGGGCUGGGACCGGGACCGGGGCUGCGCUGCCGGCGGCCCCGCGGCACCGGUCGGGCAGCGCUGGCACCGGCAGCGCGGGGGAGCGGAGCGGCCGGUCCUGCCCUGCCAUCCCCUGCCUUCCUCUGCCCUGCCCACCCUCCUCCUCCGCGCCCUCCCCGCCGGCAGCGCCCUGAGCCCGGCGCGGCGAUGGGCUGAGAGUGCCGGGCACGGCGGGGGCCCGGCGGCGGCAGGAUGAGGGGGGGCUCGGAGGGCAGCGGGGAGGGCGAGGGGCUCUCGAGCCUGCGGGCCUUCGCCCACAGCUCCUCGCUGCACGGCAUCAGCCACGUCUUCGCCUACGGGGCCGUGUCCCUGCGCCGCGUGCUCUGGGGCGGCUUCUUCCUGGGCUCGCUGGGGCUGCUGCUGCUCGUGUGCGCCGAGCGCGUCGCCUACUUCCUCACCUACCCCCACGUCACCAAGCUGGACGAGGUGGCCGCCCGCAACCUCACCUUCCCGGCCAUCACCAUCUGCAACCUCAACGAGUUCCGCUUCUCCAAAAUCACCCGCAACGACAUGUACCACGUGGGCGAGCUGCUGGCGCUGCUCAACGAGCGCUACGAGAUCAGCAACCCGCAGCUGGCCGAGCCCCACGUCCUGGCUGCCCUGAGGGACAAGGCCAACUUCAAGAACUUCAAGGCGAAACCCUUCAGCAUGGCCGAGUUCUACAACCGCACGGGCCACGACCUGGCCGAGAUGCUGCUGCAGUGCACCUUCCGUGGCACCGGCUGCACCGCCCGCAACUUCACCGUGAUCUUCACACGCCUGGGGAAGUGCUACACGUUCAACCCGGGGGGGCCGGGGCGCGAGGUCCUGACCACGCUGCAGGGGGGCUCCGGCAACGGCCUCGAGCUCAUGCUCAACGUGCAGCAGGAGGAAUAUCUGCCUGUCUGGGGGGACACAGACGAGACGUCGUUCGAGGUGGGGGUGAAGGUGCAGAUCCACAGCCAGGAGGAGCCGCCCUUCAUCGACCAGCUGGGCUUUGGCGUCGCCCCCGGCUUCCAGACCUUCGUCUCCUGCCAGCAGCAGCGGCUCGUGUACCUGCCCCCCCCGUGGGGGGACUGCAAGGCCACCCCCAUCGAGUCCGACUUCUUCACCAACUACAGCCUGACGGCGUGCCGCCUGGACUGCGAGACGCGCUACCUGGCCGAGAACUGCAACUGCCGCAUGGUGCACAUGCCGGGCAACGCCAACGUCUGCACCCCGGAGCAGUACAAGGAGUGUGCUGACCCCGCGCUGGACUUCCUGGUGACGAAGGACAGCGAGUACUGCGCGUGCCGCACGCCCUGUGCCAUGGUGCGCUACGGCAAAGAGCUCUCCAUGGUGAAGAUCCCCAGCAAGGCCUCGGCCAAGUACCUGGCCAAGAAAUUCAACAAGACAGAGCAGUACAUCGCGGACAACGUGCUGGUCCUGGACAUCUUCUUCGAGGCUCUGAACUACGAGAUGAUCGAGCAGAAGAAGGCGUACGAGGUGGCAGGGCUGCUGGGUGACAUCGGGGGGCAGAUGGGGCUCUUCAUCGGCGCCAGCCUCCUCACCAUCCUGGAGAUCUUCGAUUACCUGUACGAGGUGUUCCGGGACAAACUCCUGAGCCUGUACAAGGAGAAGAAGCGGAGCCCCCGGAGCGACAGCGGCACCCUGAGUGCCCGGCCCCCCCCCCUGCGUGGCCCCGCGCCCCGUCUCGGCGUCGCCCCGAACCUGCUACCUCGUCACCCGGCUCUAGGGCCCCCCCGGGACCCGCCGCGGAGCCCAGCCCGCCCCCCCGCCGGCCGGGGGGCUGGGGGGGCACCCCCGGGCCACGGGGCAGCCUCCUGGUCCCCCCCACCCCCUGAGGGGGUGUCGGGGGGCUGGGGGCAAGGGGCCCCCCCAGCCCCGCUCCCGUGACCCUGCA